Molecule: messenger RNA, 918 nt
Organism: Vanderwaltozyma polyspora DSM 70294
Lineage: Eukaryota; Fungi; Ascomycota; Saccharomycetes; Saccharomycetales; Saccharomycetaceae
Gene: MPM1
Product: Mpm1p
Exons: 1
Coding region: 1-918 (305 amino acids)
Source: RefSeq, a predicted model, not a curated record
AUGGGAUUAUUUGAUAAGAUUCAAGAUAUCGAAAAUUAUAAUAAAGAUUUAGCCGAUAAAGAGAUAGAAACUAGAAGAGAUAAUGUUGUUGAUUCAUUGACAUCAGCUUGGAAUCAAACUGCAGAUGCUUUAUCUUCUCCAUCUUCCUGGAAUCUAGAUACUUUUUCAAACGAUAAGAUUGAUGAUUUAUUGACAAAUACUUCAGAUACGGUUGGCUCUUUAUUUAAUUUGUUUGGUGCUCCUGAUAAAUUCUCAAGACCAAGACCCUUAAGAGCAAUAAUUGAUAAUCCAUUUGUUGAUGGUGAAGUUGCUAAACAAGGUAUCACAGGCUUGUACAAUUAUAAGACUCCGACAGAAAGUCAAUUUGAAAAAUGUCAAGAAAUUGGUGGAUUGUCUGUUUGGAACACUAAAGGUUGGUGGAGAUGCUUAUUCCCAAAUGCUGUUGUACAAAAGAAUUUGGAUUCCUUAAAUAUUAAAGACAAUAUUGAAGAUAAUGUUUUAACUAGGGAAAAAGUUGAAUCAGAUAAAGAUCACCAAAAAUAUGGUUUGUUCUUUACUGAUUUCUCAAAUUACCUACAAUGGAGACUUCAUAUGAAUAGACUAAUUAAGGAAAAAGAACAGCAAAAGUAUGAAACAGAUAAGUUAAUCAAAUCUGAUGAUUUCUUUUCCACAACUCCUGAAAAUCUAAUGGUAGAUGAACCCUCUAACUUCGGAUCAACUAACGGUAAGACAGUCGUGGGGCAAUCUAAAAAUGUAUCUUAUUCUUCAACCUUGGAAGGUAAAGAAAGGUUGAAAGAGUGGAAAACUUACUAUGAUGAUGGUUCAGUAUCCAUUAAGCGUGAAACUAAAAUUGAACCAGCCGAUGGGGGGAAACCUAGGACUGAAGUAACUACUUCUUUGAUUCCUCCAAAAAAAUAG